Messenger RNA from Ipomoea nil (Japanese morning glory), 1993 nucleotides. Its product is annotated as pentatricopeptide repeat-containing protein At2g29760, chloroplastic-like. Gene Ontology annotation, biological process: RNA modification. The record is from RefSeq and is a predicted model, not a curated record. Bases 89 to 1942 code for a protein of 617 amino acids. The transcript has a single exon. Gene Ontology annotation, molecular function: RNA binding; protein binding. NCBI's taxonomy places the organism in Eukaryota, Viridiplantae, Streptophyta, Magnoliopsida, Solanales, Convolvulaceae.
UAUUGACUUCCAAGUUCCCCGGCCUCCCUCCGCGACGCCCAUAUUCUCUUCUCCGUCUUUCAAAUUUCAAUGCUAGGAGGGAGUCUUUAUGAAACUCGCGAGACCCAUUUCUCGCCUCUUCACGAACUCUAUAUCCCCGGCGAAAUCAGAGCGAGUAUACCAUUAUUCACGCGCCGCCGUCUCUAUCGAAGAGCUCCAUGGACACCUCCUGAGAACCGAGCAACACACCGACUCAUACGCAGUUUCUGAUGUCAUCAGGGCAUAUGCUCUCUCCCCAGAUUCUCUGCACAAAGCCCGUUUCGCAUUCGACCAAAUCAAAUGCCCAACAUUGCCCGUCUGGAAUUACAUGAUCCAAGGAUUGUCGCAAAGUGAUCGACCCAUUGACGCGCUCCAUAUGUUUGAGAAAAUGCGUAAACAGGGUCUGCACGGAAAUAACCUGACUUUCAUAUUUAUCUUGAAGACCUGCGGUCGAAUUUCGGAUUUUUUUAAUGGGAAGGUAGUCCAUGGUUGUACAAUAAAGCUUGGGUACGAGUCUUAUCUCUAUGUUUCCAACGCUCUAAUCAGCAUGUAUGCUUCUUGUGGUAAAUUGGAUGAAGCAAAGAAGCUUUUUGAUGAAAUGACAAACAAAGACUUGGUUUCUUGGAACUCAUUGAUUUGUGGGUAUAGUCAGUGUAAUAGGUAUGAUGAUGUAUUGAGACUUUUUGAUGCAAUGCAGGCUGUGAAUGUUGAGGCUGAUAGGGUGACUAUGGUGAAAGUUGUAUUGGCUUGUAGCUAUAUAGGUGGUUCUGAAACUACAGAAUCAGUGGUUAAAUACAUUGAGGCAAAUGGCAUAGAGAUUGAUGUGUACUUGGGGAAUACGUUGAUUGAUAUGUAUGGAAGGCGCGGAUUGGUUGGUUUAGCUCGAAAAACUUUUGAUAAAAUGGUGGAGAGAAAUGUAGUUUCUUGGAACACUAUGAUUAUGGGGUAUGCAAAAGCAGGAGAUUUAAGUGCUGCAAGGGAGCUCUUUGAUGCAAUGCCUAAGAGGGAUGUGAUUUCUUGGACUUCUAUGAUCACAGGCUACUCUCAAGCUAAGAGGUUUUGUGAUGCUAUCAAGCUUUUUCAGGAGAUGAUGGCUGGUGGGGUAAGGCCUGAUAAGAUAACUGUGGCUACAGUGCUUUCUGCUGCUGCACAUAUAGGCACACUAGAUGUGGGAGAAGCUGUGCAUGAUUAUAUACACGAGCAUGGUGUAGAAAUGGACGUUUAUGUAGGGAAUGCACUGAUAGACAUGUACUGCAAGUGCGGGUCGGUAGAGAAGGCUUCACGAGUGUUCGAUGGUAUGCAAGAGAAGGACUCGGUCUCGUGGACUUCCAUUGUUGCAGGCCUUGCAGUGAACGGGUUCUGCUUUCGUGCCCUUCAACUCUUCUCAAAGAUGGUGAGAGAGGAGAGCGUUAAGCCGACCCAUGGAGCUUUCGUUGCAGUACUACUUGCGUGCACUCAUGCUGGAUUGGUGGAUGAAGGAGUGGAGUAUUUUGAAAGCAUGGAAAAGGAGUAUGGGCUCUUACCGGAAACUAAGCAUUAUGGAUGUGUCGUUGAUCUCUUGAGCCGUUCUGGGAAUGUAGAGAGAGCGUAUGAGUUUAUGAUGCGAAUGCCAAUGGCCCCGGAUGUUGUGAUGUGGAGAAUGCUACUUGGGGCCUGCAAACUUCAUAAGAAUGUGAGUCUUGCUGAGAUUGCUGCCAGGAAGCUUAUUGAAUUGGAUCCUGGUAAUAGUGGAAAUUAUGUUCUCUCAUCCAGCACUUUUGCCAGUGCAGAGAGAUGGGAAGAUGCCAUGAAAAUGAGAGAAUUGAUAGAUGAAGGUGAUAUACAGAGGCCACUGGGUUGGAGUUCAAUAGAAACUAGGAAUGCCAGUAACAAAGAAAUUGUUCUUGGGGAUUAUACUCCUCACUGUGCAAGGAAAUCUGUCUAGAGAAUCAAUCAGAUAAAGCAUAAAAUAUUUGGAGCAGAUUUGCUUUUCACC